Bactrocera tryoni is the source of this 4563-nucleotide messenger RNA. RefSeq lists its product as uncharacterized. NCBI's taxonomy places the organism in Eukaryota, Metazoa, Arthropoda, Insecta, Diptera, Tephritidae. Bases 1 to 4563 code for a protein of 1520 amino acids. Gene Ontology annotation, molecular function: DNA helicase activity. Gene Ontology annotation, biological process: telomere maintenance; DNA repair. The record is from RefSeq and is a predicted model, not a curated record. The transcript is spliced from 5 exons.
AUGCCACGAGCAAGACGCGCAAAUAUAGGUCGACGUACGCGUCACAAUACGAAUAGAUUGGAGACAAGAAGAUCACAGACUGAAGAAAUGCGAGCACCAGAAAAUGUGUUACGACAACAAACACAACAUAAUCCAUUGCCAUCACAAGCACGUAUUGCACGUAUUCCACGUCGUCUUGCUAAUGAAAUGGAAUUCUCUGCUUUCAAUUAUAACUUUCGCAACGAUUACGCAAGACAUGCCAACAUUGGUCAAAUGUCAGUGAGAUGUGAAUAUUGUGAUGCAGCCAAAUUCUUAGGUGAAACGGCUGGAAUGUGUUGUGCAAAUGGAAAAGUAAAAUUGCCACUAUUCGAAACACCACCAGAUCCAUUGCGCACAUUGAUCAUGGGAACAUCACCACAGUCGAAGCAUUUUUUAGCUCACAUCCAAGAAUACAAUGCGGUAUUCCAAAUGACAUCAUUUGGUGCAUCGAACAUUGUAAGAGAUAAUUUUAUGCCGACAUUCAAGGUGAUUAGUUCAUGUGGUAUAUCUUCUUCAAUUGGCAAUCUAACCAACACAAUUUUCCGCAAUUUUCAAAAUUCUGAUCCAAUGUGUCCUUAUAUUUCGUUAACAUCGCAGAUUCAAGGUCAGAUUUAUCAUCGAACUGGAUCACUGUUGCCAUUUCCUGAUCGAGAGUUUUCAUUUCUGCAAAUAUAUUUCAUUGGAGAUGCAAAUCGUGAGUUGGAUAGGCGUUGUGCGAUUGCUUCGCAUACUAGACGAGAAAUUGUUUCACAUAUUCAAAGAUUUUUACAUCAGUACAAUGAAUUGGUGACAUUGUUCAAAACCGCGCUUGAUCGUAUGCCAUCUGACAAUCACAGAAUCAUAAUAAGAGCCGACAAAACACCAUUUGGGGAGCAUGCCAGACGAUUUAAUGCACCAACGCUCGAUGAAGUGGCCAUUGUAAUUGUGGGUGGACAAACUUUACCACGCGAUAUUAUAUUGCAUCGACGAAAUGAGCAAUUGCAACGUGUUUCAGAACUUCAUCGCAGCUACGAUGCAUUACAAUAUCCAUUGUUGCAUUGGAAAGGUGAUGAUGGCUACCAUAUCAAUAUUCCUAUGGCCAGAUUGCGUUCGGAAGAAUACAUCCAUUUGCGAGACGCAGUGGUCAAUGAUGGCAACGUAAAUGACAUUGGACGCUUAACGAUAUUGCCCUCAUCAUAUGUAGGCAGUCCGCGCCACAUGCACGAAUACACACAAGAUGCAAUGACAUAUGUGCAUAAAUAUGGCAGACCUGACUUAUUUGUGACAUUUACCUGCAAUCCACAGUGGGCCGAUAUCACCAAUAAUUUAUAUGAUGGACAAAAGUCAACAGAUCGACACGACAUCACCGCCCGUGUAUUUCGUCAAAAAGUCAAAGCAUUGAUGGAUAUGAUUGUCAAAUUAAAAAUAUUUGGACCUGUGCGCUGCUGGAUGUAUUCAAUUGAAUGGCAGAAAAGAGGAUUGCCACAUGCACACAUCUUGAUAUGGCUGGUGCGCAAAAUUACACCGGAUCAAACUGAUGACAUCAUAUCGGCAGAAAUUCCAUAUCAAGCUGUAGAUCCAGAUUUAUUUGAGAUUGUCAAGAAAAAUAUGAUUCACGGUCCUUGCGGUCCACUGAAUAUGAAUUCGCCGUGCAUGAUUGACAGAAAGUGCUCAAAGCGAUACCCAAGACCAUUGACUUCUGACACAAUCACAGGUAACGAUGGAUACCCGCUGUAUCGACGUCGAUCACCAAACGAUAAUGGGCACACAGCAAUGAUCAGAAUGCAGAAUCAAGACAUUGUCAUUGAUAAUUCUUGGGUAGUGCCAUAUAACCCAUUGCUGUCAAAAGCAUUUAACGCACACAUCAAUGUCGAAAUUUGCAAUUCGGUCAAGUCAAUUAAAUACAUCUGCAAGUAUGUAAACAAAGGCAGUGAUAUGGCUGUUUUUGGAGUGACUGAUCCCAAUGCAAACGAUGAAAUUACACAAUACCAAAUGGGCCGCUACAUCAGCACAAAUGAAGCUCUUUGGAGAAUUUUUUCAUUCCCAAUUCAUGAACGUUUUCUUGCUGUUGUUCAUUUGGAAAAUGGCCAGCGUGUUUAUUUUACCAAUGAAAAUGUACUGCAGAGGGUGGAACAACCACCAGCAACAACAUUAACUGCAUUUAUUAAGUUGUGCAGAAGUGAUGAAUUUGCAAGAACUUUGCUGUAUUCGGAUGUACCGCAUUACUACACUUGGGUUGCGUCAUCAAAAAAAUGGCAGCGACGUAAACAAGGAACACCUGUUGAUGGUCAUCCAGGCGUUUUUUUUGCAGACACCAUCGGCAGAGUUUAUACAGUUCAUCCAAAUAACGCCGAAUGUUAUUAUUUGAGAUUGUUGUUAGUUAAUGUUGCUGGACCACUUUCAUUUCAACAUUUACGUACGGUUAAUGGUCAAUUGUGUCAGACAUAUCGUGAGGCAUGUCAGCUUUUGCAAUUGCUGGAAAAUGACUCACAUUGGGAUUUAACACUUCAAGAUGCAGCGAUCGCUUCUGCACCGCAUAAUAUACGUAUGCUGUUCGCCAUAAUAAUAUCAACGUGUUUUCCAUCAAAUCCACUAGAAUUGUGGAAUAAAUACAAAGAUUAUAUGGCUGAAGACAUUUUGAUCCGAAUGCGUCAUCGUACAAGAAAUCAAGAUUUGUUGCUUACAUUGGACAUGUAUAAUGAGGCAUUAAUAGCACUCGAAGAUUUGUGCCUUGCGAUUGCUAAUAAAGCAUUAGGGCAAUUAGGUUUACCUUCUGCCAAUCGUCCAAUGCAUGAUUUAUUUGAUCGAGAAUUACAACGUGAACGAGAAUAUGAUGCAAAUGAAUUGCAAACAUUUGUAAAUUUGAAUGUUCCAAAAUUGAACGUUCAUCAAAGACAUGUUUACGAUACCAUCAUGCAAGCAGUGAACAAUCGGACUGGUGGAUUGUAUUUUUUGGAUGCGCCUGGUGGUACGGGAAAAACAUUUGUCAUAUCACUGAUUUUGGCUGCCAUUCGAUCGCAAAACAAAAUUGCACUGGCACUAGCUUCGUCUGGAAUUGCGGCGACUUUAUUGGAUGGUGGACGAACAGCACACUCCGCAUUAAAAUUGCCAUUGAAUGUACACGUGCUUGAAAAUCCCACAUGCAAUAUUUCAAGGAAUUCUGCAAUGGCAAAAGUUUUGCGGCAAACAGACAUCAUUUUAUUGGAUGAAUGUACGAUGACUCAUAAAAAAUCGCUAGAAGCACUUGAUCGGACAUUGAAAGAUAUACGUGGCAAUGCUGGAAUAUUUGGUGGUGCAUUAAUUUUGUUGUCCGGCGAUUUUCGCCAAACAUUACCAGUGAUUCCAAGAUCAACACCGGCGGAUGAGAUCAACGCAUGCUUAAAGUCAUCGAUUUUGUGGCGACAUGUUCAAACUAUGACACUGAAUAUUAACAUGCGUGUUCAGUUGAACAAUGAUCCAUCUGCAUAUCACUUUUCAAAACAAUUGUUGGACAUCGGCAAUGGUAAAAUUCAAAGCACCAACGGAUUUAUAACGUUGCCAAACAAUUGUUGCACCAUUGUUGAAUCUCAUGAUGAACUAAUUGAUCGCGUCUUUCCAAACAUUGUUGGAAAUAUUAUGAAUCAUACUUGGUUAAGAGAACGCGUAAUACUGUCACCAAAAAAUGUUAAUGUAAAUGACAUUAAUUUUGAGAUUCAAGAAAAAUUGCCAGGUGUCGUAACAUCAUAUAAAUCAUUCGACAGCGCAAUGAAUCAAGAUGAUGCAGUAAAUUAUCCAAUUGAAUUUUUGAAUUCUUUGGAACCGCCUGGUAUGCCGCCUCAUUGCUUGAAUUUAAAGAUCGGCUCAUCCAUCAUUUUGUUACCCACAAUAUUGACUGGCACAGCGAAAGGUGAUGUUGUGCUUAUACCACGUAUUCCGAUAAUCCCGCCUGACAUGCCUUUCGAAUUUAAGCGCUUGCAAUUUCCAGUGCGCCUGGCAUUUGCAAUGUCGAUAAAUAAAGCACAAGGGCAAACGCUUAAAGUACCUCUUCGCUUAGAAAAGUGGUCCCAGUUUGCUAAUAACCUAAAAGACAUUUCAAAGAUACAAAUUCCACGGUGGGUAAACUAUUCCCCCGAAUACAAAGUGGAACUACACGGCUUCUGCGACGCCUCUGAAAAGGCAUAUUGUGCCACUAUUUAUGUGCGCACACAAAGCGAUAUUGCCACCACAAGCCACCUACUGGCGGCAAAAGCAAAAGUCGCACCGCUAAAAACGAUAAGUCUACCACGACUUGAACUCUGUGGCGCUCUGCUAUUAGCCAAGCUAGUCUCCAUGGUGCAGACUCACUUGAACAUGGCAAAAUACAAGUUAUAUCUAUGGUCCGAUUCCGAAAUAGUUCUAGCCUGGUUGGAAAAACCACCACAUGCGUGGAAAACAUAUAUUUCCAACAGAACUUCUCAAAUACUUGACCUAGUAGGAUCAGCCACUUGGCGACACGUAGCCAUCGAAAAAUCGACACCUACCACACAAUAUUGGAUGAUAAUGACAUCCUUGAAUGAUUUUCAUCGUUCCCCCGAGCACUCAGAGUAG